Messenger RNA from Chenopodium quinoa (quinoa), 1416 nucleotides. RefSeq names its product myb-like protein D. The transcript is spliced from 3 exons. Lineage: Eukaryota; Viridiplantae; Streptophyta; Magnoliopsida; Caryophyllales; Amaranthaceae. The coding region runs from base 485 to 934 and encodes 149 amino acids. The record is from RefSeq and is a predicted model, not a curated record.
CUCUAAAUUAAAUCUAUUAAAAAUAAACAACGAGUUUUUAAAAUAAGGUAAAAAGAGUCUUGACUUUUCUAUCGGUAAUAUACUUAUUAUUAAUCGCCCAAAAAAAUCUUCUAUCGUCAUGAGACAAAAGUGUAUAAAUAAGAAGACGAAUAUAAUAUAAAAUAAAAUAAUAUUCGAACGAAACACCUUAUAUUAAAACCAAAACACGAUCACAUUGUGUGACAUCUAAUCCAUUUCUUCCAAUCCCAUAGGCCAUAGCCUCAAACACACACCUCCCACACCCAAACAAAAACACACACAAAAAAAAAAGUGCCUAUAAAAAAAAACCUCACCACUUUAAUAACUAUUGCUAGAAACUACACCAAAAAAAAACACAAUCUUUUCCUUUCAUUUUUUCUCAUCUAAAAAGAUCAAUAUCAUUAAUUUGUUCAUCACUCAUUCGCCGGCGAUAUUUUUCCGGCGAUUCAGAAAAUUUUCCGGUGAGAUGGACCGACGGGAGAAUAUUGGUACGAGUUGUAGUGGUAGUAAUAGUGAUAACAAUAGUAAUAGUAAUAAUAAUAAUAAUACGAGUAAUGUUAUUAUUAGUAAGAAGAAUAAGAAAAAUAAAAAAUGGAUGAGGUUGGAAAUGCAAUGGACCAACGAAAAACAUUCGGAUUUUUUGAGAUUAAUGGAAGCAAGUUUUGUACGGAAUUUGAUGGAGAAAAGCAGCAAUGAAGAUACUACCAAGAUUAAUUCAAGGCUUGACCGUUUUGUCCCUGAUAUUUCUGAGUCUACCCUUGAUUUACAUCAUAGAUCAGCACAUUCGAGUGAUCGAGUGAACAGGACUUGUAACAGGCAAAAAGAACGAGGAAUUAUUCGUCCUUAUAAAAUGACACAUGACCAGGUGGUCCCACGAGUAGAGGACAAAGCAGGUGAUAAGAACACUACAAACUGAUGUGAAUUACAGCCUACCGGAAUACUGCACCUUCAAUGAAAACUCCAAGCAUUAUUAUAAUUGACCAACUUUCUCAAGAAGAAGAAGAUGCGCAACUAAUUACUUAGCUUUUACUACUAUUUGGAUCUUUCUCUAGAUUUUUUUUGGGUGGUUGUGUUGUUUUUAUCUCCUCAUUUGACCCCAAUUUUUUUUUAAUCUUUGGUCUUUUCUAAGUUGUUUAUUCACUUUAAUAUUCAACAUUAGGAUUGGGUUGUUUUUAUCACUUUCAUGAUCCUUUACAAAGUUUUAGGUGUGUUUUCUUUUGACUAGUUGAGUACUAAUAUAAAGUGAUACGACCAAAGAGUUAGAGUAGAGCUACUUUCGAAUUCAUUCAAAUUGAGGGGAAAAUUAACCUAAUAGAGUAGAGCUACUUUAUGCCUCUAUGUGCACUUGAGUAUAUAAUGACGGAAUAUAAUAUGUAGUAGCUAGAUGGAUUUCUUGUA